GGAGCAGCCGCCGCCGCCAGCGCCGCCACGGCCGGAGGAGGAGCCGCGGGAGCCGCUGCCGCCGCCCUCCGCCCCCUCCCCUUCUCCCUUCCUCCUCCUUCUUCUCCUCCUUCUCCCCGGCCGGAGGGAGGACUCCCGGAGCAGCCCCGGCGGCCGGAGCGCCCCGCCGACUCGGGAGAAUGCGGCGGCGAUCGCGGAUGCUGCUUUGCUUCGCCUUCCUCUGGGUGCUGGGCAUUGCCUAUUACAUGUACUCCGGAGGCAGCGCGGCGCUGGCCGGCGGCGGGAGCAGCGGCGGAGCCGGCAAGAAGGAGGACUGGAAUGAAAUUGAUCCAAUUAAAAAGAAAGACCUUCACAGUAACAAUGGGGACGACAGAGCACAAAAUAUGGAGACUCUCCCUCCAGGGAAAGUUCGGUGGCAAGACUUCAAUCAAGAAGCUUACGUUGGAGUCACUAUGGUACGAUCUGGUCAAGACCCAUAUGCCCGUAACAAAUUCAACCAAGUGGAGAGUGACAAGUUGAGAAUGGACAGAAACAUACCUGACACCAGACAUGAUCAGUGUCAGAGAAAGCAGUGGCGGGUAGACUUACCAGCUACCAGUGUGGUAAUCACUUUUCACAAUGAAGCCAGGUCGGCGUUGCUGAGAACUGUAGUCAGUGUGCUUAAGAAAAGUCCCCCCCAUCUUAUAAAAGAAAUCAUAUUAGUAGAUGACUACAGUAAUGAUCCUGAGGAUGGUGCUCUCUUGGGGAAGAUUGAGAAAGUACGGGUGCUUAGAAAUGAUCGGCGAGAAGGCUUGAUGCGCUCUCGGGUCCGAGGGGCAGAUGCAGCACAGGCUAAAGUUCUGACGUUCUUGGACAGUCAUUGUGAAUGUAAUGAGCACUGGCUGGAGCCCCUUCUGGAGAGGGUAGCAGAGGACAAGACCCGGGUUGUAUCACCUAUCAUUGAUGUCAUUAAUAUGGAUAACUUUCAAUACGUGGGGGCAUCAGCUGAUUUAAAAGGCGGUUUUGAUUGGAAUUUAGUAUUCAAAUGGGAUUACAUGACCCCAGAGCAGAGGAGAGCACGCCAAGGAAAUCCAGUUGCUCCCAUAAAAACCCCCAUGAUCGCUGGCGGGUUAUUUGUGAUGGAUAAAUUCUACUUUGAAGAACUGGGAAAGUACGAUAUGAUGAUGGACGUAUGGGGAGGAGAAAACCUGGAGAUUUCAUUUCGAGUGUGGCAAUGUGGUGGCAGUCUAGAGAUCAUUCCUUGCAGCCGAGUUGGGCAUGUGUUCCGGAAGCAGCAUCCCUAUAGUUUUCCAGGAGGCAGUGGCACUGUGUUUGCCCGAAAUACUCGCCGGGCAGCAGAAGUCUGGAUGGAUGAAUAUAAAAAUUUUUACUAUGCAGCAGUGCCUUCAGCCAGAAAUGUUCCUUAUGGGAAUAUUCAGAGUCGACUAGAACUAAGGAAGAAACUUAGUUGCAAACCCUUCAAAUGGUACCUUGAAAAUGUCUACCCUGAAUUAAGAGUUCCUGACCAUCAGGAUAUAGCUUUUGGAGCAUUGCAGCAGGGUAACAAUUGCCUGGAUACUUUGGGACAUUUUGCAGAUGGUGUUGUAGGAGUUUAUGAGUGUCACAACUCUGGGGGAAACCAGGAAUGGGCCUUAACAAAGGACAAGUCAGUGAAACAUAUGGAUUUGUGCCUUACUGUGGUGGACCGAGCACCAGGCUCCCUCAUAAAGCUACAAGGCUGCAGAGAAAAUGACAGCAGACAGAAAUGGGAGCAAAUUGAGAGUAAUUCUAAAUUGAGGCACGUUGGAAGCAACUUGUGCCUGGACAGCCGUAACGCCAAAAACGGAGGCCUGAGCGUGGAGGUGUGCAGCCCAUCUUUAUCCCAACAGUGGAAGUUCACACUUAAUCUGCAGCAGUAGAAGGGCCAAGGAAAACCAACCCGACACCCAGUGAGCGCCGUCAUGUUUCUUACACUUUGGGCAGAGUUUUGAUGAUCGCAUUACCGAUUAUAUUUCUUAAACUUUCCACAGAACUAUAUACCUCAGUAUUCCAUCAUGGUCUGAAAAUAGGAAAACUCCAACAGCAAGACACAGGGGAACUGUGUGGACCAGGGGAAGAGGGGAAAUGCUGCUUUCCUUAUCUCACCAAACCCAGUCGCAGCCAUGCUCCCUCUUCUCUAGGAGCUCUUUCCCAUUUCUUUCCCCACUCCUGCUUAGCACUCGCACAAACAGUCGAUUAACAUCCCUAGCAACAACUGACAUAUUGUAGGAAAAAUGGAUCUAAACACAUACAGGUUGGGGAAUUAGGGAGGGAGAAAGGGGUGUAGCUAACUUUCUCACUGAGAAGAUCAUUUUUAAAGCUCCAUUUUUUCCCCCAUAGAAAGCAUUAUUUACAGCUUCUGAAAACUGAACUGUCAUUUUGAAGGUUUAUGGGUUUUUUUCCCCCUUUCCCCUUCACCUCUCUCCCCAGCCCUCUUCCAGUACUGAAUCCCCUCCUCCCAUAUAAUGUACUUGCUAUAUUUGAAUAUGAACUUUUCUAUGAUGGGACACUAAAUAUAAAUAUAUAUUAAAAAAAAUGGUCAGUUCCCAAUGGUUUAUAUGGGUCGUCAUCAUCAUCAUCAUCAUCAUCAUCAUCCUUGUCAAUUCUCCAGAAAACUGUUCACACAUAUGAAAAGAAGAGGGGCUUGAACCCAAUCAUGGAUUGGAGCUCUGUUCUGACAGAGGGAGAGCGCCUUACCUGUUUCUGAGGGUCUCCUCGUGAGCGGGUGCUUCUCAGCCAGCCAAGGACACAGGAGGCAACAGAAGAGCAAAGGGAAGAAGCAUCAUUCAAGGCCAGGACCUAUCCCUGCUCAUCCCAGCAGCAUUUGUGUCUGGCAUUUCCUUUGGGUUUGCUGCUGUGACUUGGAAUUCACUCUGUGUGCUGUCAGUAUCUGUAAACCUAUAUCAGUUAUUUGUAUUGAAGAAUAUUGCUUUUGGUCUUUUAAAUUAAAUUUCUUUUCUUUAAAAAAUAAAAACUCAAAACAACCCCACAGCUCCCAAUAUGAGUAAUGGCACAACUUGCCAUAGGCCUUUGACAGGUGCAGACAAAUUAUGUUACAUUAUGUAGCCGUCACAAUACCAGCAUUGGUCUAAUUACUUGAGCCCAUAAGACUUGGGCCUUCAGAAUUAAUUGAACUGCCAGCUGAAUGUUUGUGAUUAGUUGUUGCGGCCGAAAAUAAAUCCACUUUUCGGAUUUGGUCUAA
This is a messenger RNA of Antechinus flavipes (yellow-footed antechinus), 3220 nucleotides long. RefSeq names its product polypeptide N-acetylgalactosaminyltransferase 2 (gene GALNT2). The transcript has 16 exons. Bases 180 to 1898 code for a protein of 572 amino acids. The record is from RefSeq and is a predicted model, not a curated record. Gene Ontology annotation, cellular component: Golgi apparatus. Lineage: Eukaryota; Metazoa; Chordata; Mammalia; Dasyuromorphia; Dasyuridae.